AUCCUUGGAGGUUGGGCUGAGAGCUGAACACCACCUCUUCCUGGUCUCCCAGGCCCUUGAAAGAAAAGAAUCUCCUGUAGGCCUGUACUCACCCCCAGAGUGGCUUGGCAUUGGCCAGGAAGGCAGCUGAAGCCUCACUGCCCCUCAUCCACGGCCGCUCAUCCACCGGGCAGGAGCCAUGGAUAAGUUCCGCAUGCUCUUCCAGCACUUCCAGUCCAGCUCUGAGUCGGUGAUGAACGGCAUCUGCCUGCUGCUGGCCGCAGUCACAGUCAAGCUGUACUCCUCCUUCGACUUCAACUGUCCCUGCCUGGUGCGCUACAACGCCCUCUACGGCCUGGGCCUGCUGCUCACACCCCCCGUCGCCCUUUUCCUCUGCGGCCUCCUAGCCAACCGGCAGUCCGUGCUGGUGGUCGAGGAGUGGCACCGGCCGGCAGGGCGCCGGAGGAAGGACCCAGGCAUCAUCAGGUACAUGUGCUCCUCCGUGCUGCAGAGAGCACUGGCCGCCCCCCUCGUCUGGAUCCUCCUGGCCCUCCUUGACGGGAAGUGCUUUGUGUGUGCUUUCAGCAGCUCUGUUGACCCCGAGAAGUUUCUGGACUUUGCCAACAUGACCCCCAGCCAGGUGCAGCUCUUCUUGGCCAAGGUGCCCUGCAAGGAGGAUGAGCUGGUCAGGGAUAGUCCUGCUCGAAAGGCAGUGUCUCGCUACCUGCGGUGCCUGUCCCAGGCCAUUGGCUGGAGCAUCACCCUGCUGCUGAUUGUCGUAGCCUUCCUGGCCCGCUGCCUGAGACCUUGCUUCGACCAGACAGUCUUCCUGCAGCGCAGAUACUGGAGCAAUUACGUGGACCUGGAGCAGAAGCUCUUCGACGAGACGUGCUGUGAGCACGCGCGGGACUUCGCGCACCGCUGCGUGCUGCACUUCUUCGCCAGCAUGCAGAACGAGAUGCGGGCACGGGGACUGCAACGGGACAUGGGCAGGGGUGCCGAGCCCCCAGAGCUUAAUGAGCUCCCGAGCUUAGACACCGGAAGCGGGAAGGCCCACCUUCGCGCAGUCUCCAGCAGAGAGCAGGUGGACCAUCUCCUGAGUACCUGGUACUCUAGCAAACCGCCACUAGACCUCACCGCAUCCCCCGGGCUCUGGGGGGGUGGCCUCAACCACCGCGCCCCCACUCUGGACCCUAGCACCAGGCUGUCCCAACAAAAUGACCAGACCAACGCUAAGCAGCUCCGCCUGGUACAGCUCCCUUCGAGAUGCAGCUCCUUCCUCAGCCCAGCCUUCUGCCCACCUCCAUCUAGCAGGUGGGUGUACGAAUCAGAUCUGCAAAUCAGGGUUGGGGAGGACCUAGACAUCUCCAUGCUGAACGAGCGCCCCAGCACUAUCUCCACCACCGCCACCACCACAGCCAUCUCCGCUGUGACCAAUAUCACUACAAAUGUCACUAUUAUAACUGCUGUCACCACCACCACCACCAAAUGCCCUGUCAUCAGCACCAUCACCAUCACGGUCGUUAUUGCCAUCACCACCACCGUCACCACCACCGUCACCACCAUCAUCACUGCCAUCAGAACCACUAUCGCCUUCGCCUCCAUCAGCACCAUCCCCCCCACCACCAUUAUCUCCCCCUUUACGGCCACUGCUAUCACUGCCAUCAUUGCAUCAUCGUACCAUCAUUGUCCGAACUGA
This is a messenger RNA of Pteropus alecto (black flying fox), 1678 nucleotides long. RefSeq names its product calcium homeostasis modulator 3 (gene CALHM3). NCBI's taxonomy places the organism in Eukaryota, Metazoa, Chordata, Mammalia, Chiroptera, Pteropodidae. The record is from RefSeq and is a predicted model, not a curated record. The transcript is spliced from 6 exons. Bases 179 to 1678 code for a protein of 499 amino acids. Gene Ontology annotation, molecular function: monoatomic cation channel activity.